AUGCCCAGCUCAUGUAAAGACAUACGAGCCGCGCUGGCGCAAUGCCUCCAGGAAUCCGAGUGCGUGAUGGUGCAGCGGCACUCGGCCGCUGAGUGUCUGCGCGAGCCACUCGUCCACACCCUCCCGCUCAAGUGCCAGCAGCUCAAGAAGGGCUUUGGCGAGUGUCGCCGCGGCAUGAUCGACAUGCGCAAGCGGUUUAGGGGCAACCAGCCCGUCGCCUUCCGCCAGCUCGAGCAGACCGAGAAGACAGGCGAGGGAUACCAGCUGUACGCGGGCAAGUCGGCCUUUGCGGGCACGCGCGGUGAAACAGACGGCAACGAGAAGGCGCCCCAGGACUGGAGGGAAGCCGAGAACGAGAAAUACAGGGCGGCCGCGGCUAGGUCGACGGAGGACACGUCGGCGAAGUCAUGA
This is a messenger RNA of Parathielavia appendiculata, 411 nucleotides long. RefSeq lists its product as uncharacterized. Gene Ontology annotation, cellular component: mitochondrion. NCBI's taxonomy places the organism in Eukaryota, Fungi, Ascomycota, Sordariomycetes, Sordariales, Chaetomiaceae. The record is from RefSeq and is a predicted model, not a curated record. Gene Ontology annotation, biological process: mitochondrial respiratory chain complex IV assembly. The transcript is spliced from 2 exons. Bases 1 to 411 code for a protein of 136 amino acids.